Messenger RNA from Nanorana parkeri, 1003 nucleotides. Its product is annotated as bifunctional protein GlmU-like. The record is from RefSeq and is a predicted model, not a curated record. The transcript has 4 exons. The coding region runs from base 75 to 581 and encodes 168 amino acids. Lineage: Eukaryota; Metazoa; Chordata; Amphibia; Anura; Dicroglossidae.
GUCUUUUAAAAGACAGCAGCUCAGCUACAAGUGUGUGUCAUCCGAAAGAAAACUCUGGGUGCUGUUCAUUAGUCAUGAAUCCUGUUCAGUGCUUUGGGUUAUUGCUGAUGGCAACAUGCACAUUUGCCUAUAUUCAGGGGGGACCCAGCUCUCUGUCAGUGUAUGCCCUACGCUUGGGACCAGGAGAAGAAAUAGUCACAUCAUUGUUUAAAUUUGUGCAAGAGAAGGAACUGAGAGCUCCGUUUGUUAUUACAUGUGUGGGCAGUGUCACCAAAGCAACACUUAGACUGGCUAAUGCAGAUGCGGUGAAUAGCAAUGAGAUAAUCCAUUUAAAUGAAAAAUUAGAAAUUGUUUCUUUGGUUGGAACACUAAAUGAGCAUGCUCACUUGCACAUCUCCCUGUCUGAUAAAGAAGGAAGGACCAUCGGUGGCCAUGCUAUGGGAGAUCUGGAGGUCUUCACAACUGUUGAGAUAGUGAUUGGGGAACUCAGUGACCUUCAAUUCACUCGGGAGAUGGAUGAACGCACGGGCUUCCCAGAACUCGUCAUUAGUCCUCGAAAGGAAAACACUACCUUUGCCUAGCUUCUAAAUUAUUUACCAUUUUUCCUUCCCAGCCACUGAAUGAUAUCAAUUUGUUUCAGAGCAUGUCCUUAGACUGCUCUUUGCAUUAUUGUAUUGAUUUUAACCAUCUGAUCACUCACAACAUAAUCAGUCAUGUAUGAAAUACACACGGCAAAAUCAUCUCAAUAAAUUCUUUAAAUGUCUUGUCAUUAAUUUCCGCUGUUUAUCAACCCAGGCUGCCUUUAAUGUUUGGGGAUUUUUCUUCUCUUGCCAGCCGUUCUGCUGAGAUUUUAUGAGACUGAUUGCCCCAGAGAGGGUAUAGGACAGCCACAAUUGCUCAGAGGGCUAAUGAAUGUACUGUUUGCUCAUCUUUAUAUGGUUACUAGAACACUAAUUGGGAGGGACAGAGUGAACAAGCGCAGAGGAGCAGUUAUCUGAUAUGC